Messenger RNA from Bombyx mori (domestic silkworm), 6803 nucleotides. RefSeq lists its product as uncharacterized. Gene Ontology annotation, biological process: SNARE complex assembly. Lineage: Eukaryota; Metazoa; Arthropoda; Insecta; Lepidoptera; Bombycidae. Gene Ontology annotation, cellular component: endosome; lytic vacuole. Gene Ontology annotation, molecular function: SNARE binding. The coding region runs from base 69 to 2867 and encodes 932 amino acids. The record is from RefSeq and is a predicted model, not a curated record. The transcript is spliced from 10 exons.
UUAGCAAGUUACAGUGUACUUUUUGCUUUUGUGUAAACUAUUAUUUUUGUUAAUUUUAUUGUUGAACAAUGUUCGGAAGACCGAGAUGUAGGGAGUGGACUCCACUUUCUACACAACAGCUACGCUUAAGAAGCCUAAUUCAGAUCGUCGGCUACAAUAUACGACCACCUGAAUCUUACCCGGUCCAGUGCAGUUUCUACUUAACCCUGCAUCACACCACCAUGUCUGCCCCGUUUUACACCAGCGAGAGGAUAUGCUCGCCGCAUCCGAAAUGGAAAGAGAUCGACUCUGAAAUAACUCAUAAUAUGUCAUCAACGAACGUUGUUAUAAGGAUAUGGUGUCACACAUUACACCCCACGGAGAGUUGUAAUAACACACAAGAUACGGUUAUACAGACUUGGGGGGUUUAUUUUAGCGGCCUCCGAUAUAUAGGGGCGAAUUUAGCCUCGAAUUUCACGUCCGACUGCUUCAAAUGCAACACGCUGGUGUUUCAAAUGCACGGUGGUCAUUUUUGCUCGUACAAAAGUCUCAAGUUAGACGUUAUCCCCCCGGAGAAUGAAUUGGAUCAGGGGUCGCUGUCAUCGGAUUCGUCGGGACGAACGAAUCUAUCGAGAACUACUUUAGAAUCGAGAUUGGUUUCGGAUUCUAAAUUACUCCAUGCGAGAUCUAUAUCGCCCGGUAAACGCGGCAGGAAACCGGAUAAAGAGUACUCGAAAAGCCACAGUCCAAUAGAAAAGACGUUUCAUCAGAACUUUCCAACAAUACGACCGUCGGCCAGUUUGAUUAUCACCCAAAAUAGAUUAAGGGAUAAUAAUGUUGAAAUAGGUAGACGUAAAGAGAAUCCGAGUAAUAUUUAUGAGUAUUCACCUGAUUACAUGGACGUUAAAGAAUUCACAGAGGACCGAUACAACAGUUACUCCAAGGAAACGUCCCACGAAGACUUGUCGCAGAGUAAAAUCGAUUGCAGCGAAACCGCCGAGAAUUACGACCUGCGAAACGAAUUGGACGGCAUCCCGAAAAUCCGAUACAUGACCAUGAAUUUCUUGAAAUCGGAGAUCAGGCCGAGCUACAACGCGACGAAGCUGCAGAAGCUGCAUCUGUUGCAGUAUUCGAUAAAGAAGAAGCAAGAGGCGGUCGAAGAGAUCAAGGAGAGGAUCUACAAGAAGUCCGCCCUGACCGACGGCCGGUCCCCGUCUGACGAGAAAGAGUUCUUGUUGCGCGGCAAGAGUAGAUCGCAAAGAAAUCUGUUUAGUCCGGACGAUAAUAGUUUGAAUAGAGAAAAAUCGGCGUCACAAAGCGAUUUGAAUGUUAAAAAUGGUAGGAUCAAAGAAGAAAGGCCGCUGUCAAACGGACCUAGACUUACUUUGAAACUGAACGAUCUCCUAUCUUAUAAGACAAAGCCAUCUCCAUUUCAAAGGGCCGAACACGUGAGACUGACGAAACAAAUAGAGAUAUUAAGAUUUAAACGUAUAAUACUAUCAGACGAAAGAGACAGCAAGCUAGCGAACAUAAGGAGACUGAAAGAGAGGCACGCUAAAUUGUCCGAGGCGAAUCAGGAUGUUGGUUCGGAAUUAAUGGAGAACUAUCACACGUUAUCGCGACGCACGGAUUCGCUCAAGGAGACGAGACAGAACUGCGGGGCUCUGCGGGAGCUGGCCGGUCGCUCGCACUCGGCCUUGAGGAACAGGCGAUGCGAGCUGUUGCUGAUGCUGCACCACAUAUUCUACGUCGAAGAGAGAGGCCCAUCGAAAUGGUCAAUAGUAAACGUUCCGUUGCCCAUAUGCGGGGACGAGAGCACCCGAGCGACCCCCGUGAGCGACUCCGUGGCGGCGGGGUUCGUAGCGCAGGCCACGUGUCUGGCCGCCUCCCUGCUCAACCAGCCCCUGCGCUACAAGAUAACCCUCCUCGGAUCCGCCAGCAAGAUACUGGACGAAACACCCGAUCUCCCAGAUCCAAACAUCCCGCUGUUCGCUCGUGGCGGCGACACCACGCUGUUCCGGUACGCGCUAUUCCUGCUCAACAAGUGCAUAGCCCAGCUGAUGUGGGGUCGAGGGCUGCCCGUCACGGACAUAGGACCGACCCUAGCGAACCUGCAGAGGCUCUUGAUAACACCAUGUAAUAUGUCUGAGUCGUCGAAGCUGUUUGGUAGUAACCGUUGGCUGUCGGACGGUGACUGUCCGCGCGCCCAAUCCUUACGCAGUAUGGUCGCGUCCGACCGAGGGAAGUACAGGCCGUUUAAUAGGUUCAAGGAUUCAUUGGAUGGUCACUCGCCACAUUCCGCCACGACCCUCCGGAGACAUCGCCACUCGAAGAGCGUCGGUAGCUAUCGCGACGACCAAGAAACACCGACGUUCGAUCAGUCCACUACAUCGAUAAUGGGAAGCGAAUCGAACAUUUACAACAUGAAGCUGUCCCAGGGCAACUCUGAGGCGGCGUCGACUCUCAAAACUCACAGCUCCGAUUCCGCCAUUCCGACGCUGACGGACGACGCUGUCAACGUCAAUGCCGAUGCAGCUGUCAAUGUCACUGCGGACGGAGCUGUCAAUGUCAGUUUCAUUAUAGGCGACGGCGAGAAGCUGGUCAGGCUCACGAGUAACAACGGUGACGUGGAACUGAGUGAUAAUGUAAAGAAAAUAUGCAACGAAAUUAAUGAUUUUUGCUCGUCAAAAGCCAUUGACAUAGCACAGUACAUGGAGAGGCGCGCCAGUGACAUAGAGGACCUGGAUUGUAGUGAUUGCGUUAGGAAUGAAAACGGCGAAUGUGAUAUAGUCUGUGCGAACAAUGUUAGGGACGUGAUCGUCAUACCCAGCGCUGAGGCCAUCUUGGACACGGGGCAGAGCUGUCAAAGUGACAGGCACAACGAUUGACAGAUUGACAGCCCGCGUCUAAUAGUUUGAAUGUAUACGAUUGGACAGUUUUUUUUUGUUGUUUAGCCAAAUGUGUUGUUGUUGAUGAAUGCAAAAUAAAAAAAAGGUUUGAAUUGUUUUUUUUUUUAUAAUUUAAGUCGUAUAAUAUCGGCUUUGUAACUAAAUUUAUGUUUGUGCGGGUUGUUAAGGUUACUUAACUGACUUAAACAUCGUCGCUUAUUACGAAGAUAAUUUGAAGAGGUUAUGUCGAGUGACAGUAAAAAUAUACAGCGUGUUUGUUUUAUUACUAUUUGUAUAGUAUUUUUCGGGUUAUUUUAAAAAUUAAAUUGUUUUUAAAUUUAAUAUAAAUUGACCAACUCUUAAGGAUGAUUUUCACUAAUUAUCCCUUUUCGUACCAGAUAAUACAUAUCCUAAGAAAGUAUUUGAACAUUACUCGACUUCAGAAGCAAAUAAUAUAGAUUAAUAGCUGAUUUUUCAUAAGAAUAAUAUAAUAAAAUACGACCGAAUUAAAAUUACCGAAGUAUGAAUAAAUCAAUUCGAAUGCAGCUCAUUCUCAUAUUUAGUCGGAUUAUAAAAGCCAUAACCGAUUUAAUAGACCCAUAAUAAAGGUAAUAUUAAUAUAUAUGAUCGGUCCAUGUAAAUUGGUUGUAUUAUCGCAGUUUGUACGUAAACAUAUAAUAAUAUAUCAAGAGCCUUUUUUUUGUCAGGAGGAAAUCACCGGACUUCCGCCCUCCACUGGGGAUGGAGGGCGGGGUAUGUCGGAGUUGAACCGACUAAAACCUCCUGUCGCUCAACAACCAGCAUCCAAACCUCAGAAGUCUGAGUUCUGUCAGAAUCAAGAAAUUCCGUAACGAAAAUAAAACCUAACACCCCCCACUCCGCCUACCAUGUAGCUCGCGUUCAACACAUUCUCACGUUGCACUUGUGUAGUGUUUGUGAAUAAGCGCGCGGCGUGAUGUCGCACUGCAUGCGCAUUGUGAAAAGUCAGUCCAUCUCUCUCUCUCGCGCGCUCUAGCUUACGAGUGUGAAGGGGACAGUUAAUGUUUUGCUUUUGUUAAUGUUUAUAAAUAUAGCGUGGUCUUAUUUUAUUAUUGUUUUAAUAUUAAAUUAUUAUUGUCUAAUUAUAAUUGCAUAAGUUGAUAAAAAAUGCUAUGCAAUAGCUUUACCGCGGCAGUCCCCGAGUGCCACCCGUGUUUUUUUUAUGUGAAACAUCUAUAGCCGCACGUAAAACCGAUUUUUGGCGUGGCGACGCGUCGCCAUGCACAAUCGACUGUGCGAUUCUCUCCCACUCGAUCCGGCGCUAAGCCAUCUCUCUCACUACACUGAGCUCGGAUACCUGUAGUGUAUACUCCGUAGUGUAUACAGUGUUGUUUACUACAGUACACAUAACGUGUGUUUUAUUUGAAAACAAAUUAUUUUUUCGUAAUAUUUUAUUUUAUCAUUAUGACAUAUUUAGUUCCUAUCACAAUCUGUUAUUUUCUGCAUAUUACUUUUACAAAAUAAUGUCGAUGUUUCCCAUCUGCCAGGCGUCCCGUGACGGCUCACAUUUUUUUUUAUAAAAUACUUACCUACUUGACAAGUCUUCACGAAGGACCUCCACGAUGAAGAUGUCAAAAAUCAAACCUAUAAUAAAAAUAAUUGGUAAUUUGUUUAACCAAUAACACCUGAUAUUAAGUUUACCUAUUAGCCAUAUUCGAAUGGAAAUAAAUCUACUUAUACGCAAUAUGUUGUGUGAAUGUGAGUGAAUGCCAUAUGAAAAAUUGUCCAAUCGUAAUCUUAACGCUAAAAUCGUAUCGACGCUUGAAAGGCAAACGUGACUAAGCGACAAUAACUGCUUUUUAUAUAAAUGAUAGGCAAUAACCAUAUUCGAUGCGCAAAAAAAAAUAUAUAUCUAGGUCUAUUAAAAUCAUUUCAAUCCUACAGCUAGAUUCAAUAAAUUAGAAUUUUUUUCAGGUAUUUCUCAGGUUUUUCCUGGUGGUAGGACCUCUUGUGAGUCCGCGCGGGUAGGUACCACCACCCCGCCUAUUUCUGCCGUGAAGCAGUAAUGCGUUUCGGUUUGAAGGGUGGGGCAGCCGUUGUAACUAUACUGAGACCUUAGAACUUAUAUCUCAAGGUGGGUGGCGCAUUUACAUUGUAGAUGUCCAUGGGCUCCAGUAACCACUUAACACCAGGUAGGCUGUGAGCUCGUCCACCCAUCUAAGCAAUAAAAAAAAAAGAUAUAUUUUAAAUUAAUUUCAACUUUAAAUUAGUCUACUGUAAAGUUCACGCAUUGUCGUUUAGUCACGUUUGCCUUUCAAGCGUAGGUAUAAAUCAAUCGAAAGCAAUUCUAAUUUCAUUAUGAAACUGUGAUAAGUGGCCUUUUCGUAUGCGUCACUUUGUUUUUAGCGAUAGCUCUACAAACGUAGUAAUUGUUAAUCGGUUUAAGAAUUUCUAUACGAUAUAGAUGAAUUAGAUUUCGUAUUUCGCAAGAACGAUCGUUCGUUUAUCGUUUUGAUAUCGUAAUGUCGGCUCCAUCGACGUAGAGCAAUUUAAUAAAAAAAGGGAGUUUGAAAAAUAUUAAUCUUCAAGUAGAUGUGUAUUAUCUAUACUAAUAUUAUAAAGAAGAAAGAUUUGUUUCUUUGUUUGUAUUGAAUAGGCUCCGAAACUACUGAACCGAUUUGAAAAAUUCUUUCACUGUUUGGAAGCUACGUUAUUCUCGAGUGACAUAGGCUAUAAUCUUUUUUGAAAAAAAUUAGGGAUCCUUACCAAAACUCCAAUAAUGUAACCCAAGGUGUAAAGAAAUUACCUAAAAUAUUCUUUACAUCGCGUGCCCUGCGAAAACUAUUGAUGAUAGAAUAAAAUAAUUUACUAUUAUACAACUUUGUAGAACACGUUAUUAUUUACAAAAAGUGUCGCGACAGCAAAUGUCUAACUAUUGUAGUUAUGCCGCAAUAAGUGUUAUUUAUUUAAAAAAAUAAAACAACCUCAUAUAUCGUUGAAAUUUUUGUUAAAGACCCGAGCGGAGCCGGAGCGGGCCGCUAGUAUUACAAUAAAGACGUACUAUCGCAUGUGGUAGUGGUGUAUUAACAUUAUUAUUGACUUCGGUGUAGCUUUUUUUUUAAGGGAUUUUAUGACCUGGUAAUUGAGACCUUUAAGUCAUGUCUUAUUUUAAUUUAUAUUCAUAUUUUUAUGAAAAAUUAUAUUAUGGAGUGAAAUGAAAUGAAGAUGAUUAAUUUGAAACAUUAAUCAACUGGGAUGAAUUUCAAUGAAAUGAAAUGAGAUGAUAUGGGAUGAAAUAUAAUCUCAGUAAAAUGGUGGUUAUUUACUAAGAUUUUUUCAGUGGACUUUUUGGAGGAUCCCGAGAAGUUACGUCCAGCGGCUUUGUUUCAUUUUCCCACAUUUGUGCACUUUCAUAGAUAUUAAACAGUUAAUAAACCACUAUUAUUACACAUUUAAACCCGAAGAAACACUAAAUAGACAAAAUAAAACAAAUCACACAACUUCACUCCUCGCGUUCUCCCGCCAAAAAGUCCUCAGUGUAGCUAGCUCAAUUUUUUUUAUCUGUGUGCUUAGGUCGAGUAUUUUAACGUUCUCGAUAGCGUAAAAGUUAACUUGAAUUUGUGUGAAGUUGGAACAGCGCCCCUAGCGGCAAACGUAGGGAAACUUUUAUGCGAUCGAAAAGUAAAAAAAACUCUCACUAAGCACACUGUUGUUAUGAAUAAAGUUCCUACUCUGUUAACUGUUAUUGUAAGAUUUCGAAGCGAUAAACGAUCGGAAGUUUCUAGAAGCUAUUAAAAUGAGAUAAGCGUACCUACUUCUAUUUAUCCGUUUGAUAAUUUAGUAACUUAAAUUUGUUAUGUUAACUAAAUACUAAGAUUGAUUGAGACGUGUAACAAAAUUUUUAAUAAAUUGAUAAUUAAAAAAGAAUAUUGUUAAACGAAUUAUUUCGUGACUCAA